AAUAACUCGCGCUUACAAUAGGACAUUCUGCUUUCGGUUUCGAGUUUGAUUCAAAGAAGGCCUAGUUGUUGAUUUUUCAAAAAUUAGAAUGGAAAAAUACAAGGAAUAAGGUUAUUACGAAGAUGGGAACGGUCGAUGAUGGAAAGGAGAACGAUUUACUCGGACAAGAUAAUGUCAAACCAGCUGUUAAUACUGACAACACAACAAACGGGCCUGAUGAUCAAAGCCAAGUUCUGGCAGUUGACCAAAACAAGCAAGACGGUGAGCAAAAUAAUGAAAAGGAUGGAAAGAAACAAGAGCGCCCUAAAACAGGAAGAUCAAGGGCCGUGGAUGAAUAUACUGUUAAUUUCUACUACCUGCAGGAUGCCGACUCGGCCCGUGACGUGAUGAGGUCACAUGCUCCAAAGUAUGCACGGAUAUUGGAUGAAAAGAGAAUAUCUGACGGUGAGGAACAUCCGUAUGGAGAGUUUAUCCAUUCAUAUAAUUUAAGUAUUCAAACAAGUGGAGCCCUGGAGGCACGAAAAGUCGAAUCUGACUUGUACAACCUGUGGCUUACUAAAAGACCAGCAAACGAGGUUCACUGUUGGUUGGAGAUCCGAAGAAGGAACAUGCGAGGUUAUGACCCCAGCCAAUCAUCAAUUACAACAAUAGAGGGCAUAUCCUUCUAUGGUGGAUCCAUGUUGUCACCAGUGAAAUUUUCUAAACACUGGGAUAUGAAAUCCAGCAAUAAAGUUGUGUUUGAAAAUGACAAACAACUUUUAUCCAUAGAGAGCGUGGUACCAACUGGACUUUACUACGAUGUUAUAGAGAUUCCAUAUAGUUCAAUGCAUGAUGGUAUCGUAGUACACUUACAAAAACAAUCUACAGCACUGUUUGUCAAUGUGAAAUCAAACCCAAAGAUAUUCAACAGAAAAGACAUAGACAGCACCAGAACAGACGAAAAGCGGAAUGUUUGUUUCCAGGGAAUCAGCCGAGAAGAGUUUGGCAGGUGUAGCAGCUUUUGUAUUGAGUUGCCUGGAAAUAUACUCGACGAUACACAAUCAAAGCUACCUCUAGGUUGGCAAGUGGUUUCUAGAUUGAAGCGCCUGGGGUUCACUGUAGUCUAUGCCGAUGUUACAGUUAUACCUCAUAAUCCCACUGACUUCCAGUCCCCGUUUGAAGAUUUUGACGUCGAAUAUGCGUGGAUGUGCCUUGUGUCUCAGGGUUUUAAAGUUACUGACCACUUCAAUGAAGAAAAUGCAUUACUUGUACGACAUUCAGUCAAUUGUCUGACUCCAGAGACUCUCUAUCGCUUUGCAGCCACAGCAAACCAACAACCAUUCAUUCACCUUGCGCAUAUUAUAUCAACUCAAGUGAAUGAUAAAAAACAGACCAGAGAAGAAACUGAAGAAGAUUUGCCACCAGGCUAUUCAAUGAUCCGUCGUAUGGUUUUGACGCCAACUAAACAUGUAUUUUUUCCGAAGGAACCAAUUGUUCAGAAUCGCAUCAUUCGACAUUAUGAAGAAGAGUAUUUCAUAAGAAUUGUUUUUCGUGAUGAAGAUUAUGAAAGAGUGAGUGCCAUUCAACCUAAUGCUCUUGAUUCAGUAAUCGAAGCCAUGAAAAUGUUUUUGCUAGCAGGUUUUCAAAUUCUUGAUCGUAAUUACGAAUUUUUAGGAUGCUCUAACAGCCAACUGCGAGAGCAUGGGUUUUGGUUUUUUUGCCCAAACGAUGGCAUUUCAGCACAGCUAAUCCGUAAUCAAAGUGGCGAUAUUUCAAGGGAGAGAUGUGUAGCGUCAUAUGUAUCACGCUUUGGACUGUGUUUUUCCGCAUCUCGUGAUACGGUGGAUGUGGGCGUGAAUCCUGGAGAAAUGGUGGAAGAAGAAGAUAUCGAAAGAAAUGACUAUUGCUUUUCUGAUGGCAUCGGGAAAAUAUCGCCGUAUCUUGCCAAUGAGGUAGCAAAUGCUCUUCAGUUAAAUGUGGUACCAUCUGCUUUUCAAAUUCGAUAUGGAGGAUGUAAAGGAGUUGUUUCACAAGAUCCAAAUCUGAGUAAAGCUAGCAGCAUCCUUGUUAUUCGACAAAGCAUGAACAAAUUUACAUCGAAUUCGAAAAACCUUGAGAUUUUGCAAGUAACUAAUCCAGGCAAACUUCAUCUAAACAGACAAGUAAUCACACUUCUUUCUGGACUUGGCGUCCCAGAUAAAGUGUUCUUGUCACUUCAAGAAGACAUGCUCUUUAGUUUGGCAGAUAUGAUGCUUUAUGACAAGGAGGCACUAAAAGCUCUCUCAGCGUUAACGAUUGAUAUAAAGUUCAAGAAACUUCAGAAGAGAGGGGUCGUCUUUAUCAGAGAACCAUUCUUCAGAUCCAUGUUGAUAACAAUUUACAAGAGCAAAGUUCGGGAUUUGAUGCGUCGUGCAAGAAUCCAAUUACCUUUUGAAAAUGGUCGUAUUAUGAUGGGGACGCUAGAUGAAACUCAGACAUUAGAAUAUGGACAGGUUUUCGUUCAGUAUUCAUGUGUUCCUGGACAACAACAGGAAGAUUCAAUCGUACUCACUGGAAAAGUUGUAGCUACUAAAAAUCCUUGUUUUCAUCCGGGAGAUCUCCGUAAAUAUGAAGCCGUAGAUGUCCCAGCCUUACACCAUAUGUUCGAUUGCAUUGUGUUCCCACAGAAAGGCCACCGACCUCAUCCUGAUGAAAUGUCAGGUUCUGAUCUAGAUGGCGAUAUGUAUUUUGUAUGUUGGGACGACCAAUUGUGCAAUGUCAUCGAAAAUCAAAAACCCAUGGACUUUCCUAAAUCUCAAAAAAUGAAAUUAAAUCACGACGUCAUGGUUGAUGAUAUCAUAGAAUUUCUUGGUGACUAUAUCAAGAACGACAAUCUAGGUGUUAUUGCAAAUGCACACGUUGUUCACGCUGAUAAAGAGAAUAUUUUCACCGAGGCCUGCAAGCAACUUGCUAAAAUGCAUUCAGAUGCAGUUGAUUUUCCCAAAACAGGAACUCCAGCAAAAAUGACGAGAGAUUUGAGGGUGGAUAGCUAUCCGGAUUUUAUGCAAAAGACAGAUAAGCCACAAUAUAUGUCCAAGAAGGUACUUGGAAAACUGUUUCGUCAAUGUCGCGCACUUGAACAAGCUCAGACAAGGAGAAGGGACAGCCAAAAAAUUAUACGAAACUUAAGAAUUGAUGAAGACUUCAUUCUGUUCGGGUGGGAAAAGUAUGAAGAAGACGCUGUCAUGUCUAGAAAUACCUACAAUGAUAAACUGAGACAAAUUUUAACUUUGUAUGGUAUCGAAAACGAAACCGAAGCUAUUUCGGGAAUCAUUAGAAGACUAAGGCCAAACAGAGGAUGUCUUAACAAUGAGAAAUAUGAAAUAGGGCAAGUAGUGAAAGCGAAAAUGUCGGUAGUGAGGAAGAGAACAAGGGAACAGUUUUUCCAAGAGUUUGGAGGCGAGUCAAAUAUUGACUUAGGAAAUAUAGGAAAAGAAGCAUUAUUAAAAGCAUCAGCAUGGUAUCAAAUUACUUACCAUCCGAGCCCCGGCAAUCCUGAACCUUUGUUGAGUUUUCCUUGGGUUAUUGCGGAUGUUUUGGCUUUGCUUAAAGGUGAUGAACUACAGAAAAGAACUGAUGCCAUUACUAAAGAUGUCACCGAAGAAGACGAACGCUUUGGAGACAACCUGUUCGACAUUGGAUCGUCUAUAGUUCGUCGAUUUUUCUUUACCAAGAGUCAAAGACAGUUAACUUUGAAUAAUUUAAAACAUGUUGCAAAAUUGGUAUUGAGCCUUCUUGCUCCUGUUAAAGGGGCAACUUUCAUUCCUGUUGGAACAUCCAUAGUAGGACUUAUGAAAACAGAUGAAGUAACAGUGGAUAUUUAUGUAGAUUCCAGACAAAAGAGAAAAGUUUUAUUUGAUUUUAUUCGAAGUUUGCUUUACAACAAAAGCAUUAUCAUUACGGAACGCGGUCCUUGUCCUAAAUACAGAGUCAGUCUAGGUGACAAUUUAUAUUUUGUCAGAUUUUCGACAGACGUAAAUGUUUUGCGGAGAUCGGUAUUUCUCAAAACUUUCAUUGAAGAAAACAAAGAGAUUGUCCCAGUUAUUUUGUUCCUUUUAGAUUGGGGAAGAAGAACUUUUGUUGUUUCGCCAACUAGAUCGGGACAUAUAUUUGAUGAAGUUACGUUUGCGAUGGUUGUCAGUGGAUGUGUUUUAACCAUGAUGGAUCUUCCAAAGGACAAGGUUUUACACCCACAGAACAUAAAGAUGGAUGCUAUCAGUGCGGAAACGAUGCACGUCGUCGAUGUCGAUGAUAUUCCUUCAAGUAAAACCAAAACGCUGGCAAAAAUCGUCAUGCAGUUUUUCAAAGAUUAUAGGGCUAUACUAGCUGAGGGUGUUAAGAAAGGACUAAUUCAGUUUAUCCCAGACCCAUCCGAUAGAAGAGAAAAGAAAAAUCUCCUGAAGCAUCCGCUAAGUCAGAAUAACACAACCUCAUUGCUGAAUGAAAUGCUUUGCAGCUAUCAACAAAUAGCAGAAAAAAAUAGCAUCGAUUACUUUUUUGAGGAUGUUGAAAUUGAUGAAGGUCAUCUGGUUUUAAAUCUUCCACUCGAUACAUGGGAUUCCCUUUUGUUUGCUGAAGCCUAUAUUGAAAGACAACUGUCGCGAGCAACAGGAGCAGACAUCAAAAUCCGGAGAACAAAUUUUAGAGAAACGAAAGGGAUUAUUUUAGAAGCCUGGGGAAGCUCCGAACAACUUUGGAAUGUGAACAAAUCCUUACAAGACCUAGGCCAGAAAUCUUCAAAAGUUGUUUCAACGUUUACAAGAGAUAGAGCAUUCAUUGAAGGAGCUUAUGUGACUUUCUUCGAGGGCAGCAGAUCAAAAAAUGACAUAUUAGAUUUCCGACAUUAUUCCGGACAGAUACAGGAAGACCACAAGCAUCGAGGCCCCCCACAUCUUCCAUGUUUGCAUGGCGUUUCAAGGAAUGUCGAUCCAUCAUUACAACAUUUUGACGAUAAUGAUCCAGACUGCCAAGAAUUUCAACGUGUGUUUUUGGAGCAAGUGUGUGUUGUCAGAGAAAAUUGUGAUGUUACCUAUCAUGGCGUCCUUCGUUUGGCAAUUACAUUUGGUAAAGUUUAUUUAGUAGAUGUAGACGCAGGUCAGAUGACAAUUAAAGAUUUGCAAGAAACUCUACAUCGGAAACAUUUCAUCGAAAGGAAAGAAUUUAACCUAUAUCUGAGGGGUCGUGGUCGUGGCAGAGGAAGAGGGCGACGAAGAGGGGAAAGCUACAGUAAUCUUCGAAACAACUUACCUCCGAGACGAAGUAAAAUUAGCAGUUCGUUUAUUCCAUGUAAUUGUGAUCCCAGAAAAGUUGAAGAGUUUCUCGAAGAGAUGGGAUUCAAAAAGGAUGGAAAGGAAAAGAAGUAUCACGUUAGUCUAGGAACUGGCGAAGCCGAUUUCGGUAAACCUCAUACUGGUCUCUGUGUCCUAGAUCGAGACUUUCGCUUCAUUCAUUUCCGUUUAUCAGAUCUUAAAUGGUUAGCUGGCGACAUCGUUCGACUAAAGAACGAUGAUAAUAAGAAUAGUUUAGAUGUACGAUGCAAGCUGCAGUCAAUGAGAAUUCUUGAUGUGGAAUCUGUGCGGCAGAUGAGUGACAUAAAAGGUCUUCUUGAUGAGAAUUUCCGUAUGGUGGAAGUGUACGGCAAUGGUCUUCGUGUUUCUCCCGAUUUCAAAGACAGGGUGUCAUUUCUUCGAGAAAAACAAGUUAACUCAUAUUCUUACCCAGAUUCGUCUGAUGAGCAGGGCAUCUGGCACAACAUGAAAAUAGAUGUGGCGACCGUGAAAGAACAUUCCGGAUACAACAGCAUCAUCGGAACGUUUUCUGAUACAGUCGAGAGAACAGAGGUUACAAUGCUUCCCAAAUUCCCAGAUCUCAGUUCUAGUGAUGAUGAGUUGAAGAAAUAUGCAAGAAAAACAUGGAAUCUUGCUUUGUAUCUUGGUCACAGAUUUGAGUAAUACGAUUUUGUGGCUUAUUUCAUACUGUGUUGUGUUAUUUUAGAAUAACGAACAUCUGCCAUUGCACAAUCGCCUGCAAAUAUGCACAUAUACUGCUACUAUAAAUGUAAAUUGAUUUGAUCUGAUGUAUGUUAAGUUGUUUGCGAUAAAAUGGUGCAAAUUGUUACAUGUAUCGGUAACAAGUGUUAUAAUGGGCGUUGUAAGGAUUUGUUCUCUCCAUAUCGUUACUGUAUAAAGAUGCAUCUCGCGCCUUUUAUUUUUGUUUAGUGUGCUUUGCCAUUGGUAUUUUGCGUGUGAAUGGAGGAAGCUAUAUUUCAACAUAAAUCCAUUAGCAUUAUAAGGUUAUUUAGAGGGAUAUUGGUUCACUCUGUCUCUAUUAGUAAUUUGCAGGAUUAUACAGAAUACCGCUAUGUGUGCAUAUGUAAUCAUUUUUCAACAAAGACAGGAUUUGGAUUUUGAGUCUGGAUUUACUCAUGAUUUAAUUUGGUGGGAGGAGUGCUCACAGUCUUGUCAGAUGUUCAAAAUCCCCCAUGAAGCACUCUUUCACAUGGGCUGUUUCAAAUAGCAAAUAAUUCAUUCUGCUGUCUUUUCCAGUUUGAGAAUUUCUGGUAAAAUUAUCCAAAACUGCAAUUAUCUGAAUGUUACAUGUGUACAUUAUAUGUAUAUUGUACAUGUUUAUGUCUUUUGAACUAAACGCUCAAACUAUUCAUUUACAUAGUCUAAUUAAUACGUGUUAGGAAUUUAAAUCAAACCUUGCUCAUUCUGACAUUUGAAUAUAGUUAUUCACAGUAGUCCGUCAUCGUGAUAGUUUGCAGACCACUUAGGAAUUCAUAACAUGACUCAUUAUUUUUAUACUUAUAUUAUUUCUUGUAAAGGGUAGCAAAAAGUCCGGACUUUGUCGUCUCCGAAGUUAAAUGUCGCACUCUUUUUUGGGGGGGAUUGAUUUGUAUGCAAUUUUAGAGACCGUGAUUAGAUUUAUUGUUGUUCAUAAUUUAAAGAUGUGCUGGACAGAAAUGUCAAAACCCUUUUCUGCUAUUUUGUAAUAUUUAUAUUCUUUCUAUGUGGUUUUAAAAGAAUUAAAUGAUUGUAUGGUUUGUAUGUAUAUCAAAAUAUGCGUCAAUGACUUGUCAGUCUAUUGUCAUUUGUUGAUGGUCUUAAUCCUUUCCACAAACAUUCAUCAAUUUUACACUGAGAUAUAUGGUUUCAGCAGCUAAAAUGCUUACUACUGAAAUUUUAAGGCAAUUAAUUGACAAUUCGAAGACAAAAUGGUAUAUCAAGGACUUUACACUGUGACCUGAAAAAACACUGCUGACGGCGAGUGUGACCAAUCGACAGGGGAUGCUUACUCCUCCUAGGCACCUGAUCCCACCUCUGGUAACCUUAACGUGACGUGAUAUUACAGGGGAUGCUUACUCCUCCUAGGCACCUGAUCCCACCUCUGGUAACCUUAACGUGACGUGAUAUUACAGGGGAUGCUUACUCCUCCUAGGCACCUGAUCCCACGUCUGGUAUCUUCAGGAGUUCGAGUUUGCCCAUCUCUUAAUUUUGUAUUCCUUAUAUGUAUGCGUUUGAUCACUGUUCGUUAUCUUCGCCUUUCUUAACUCCAAUUCUAUGGAAUUUAUUGUUUCUUAUAUAAAACAUUUAAUUUCUUUAAAAUGAAUCUUAAAACAAUAUAGCUGCAGACGAAAACAGUUCUUGUGGUGUUACAAAACGUUCUUGGGGGAGAUUUGAAUUUUGUAAGAAAGAAUAACUCUUUGUUAUUUUAUUUUGAACUCGCCUUUUAGUAGAUUUGAACAUAUUCUAUCGUGUAACAAGUUUGAUGUGGAUUAGACUUGAAUCGCAUACUUAUUGCCUAUACAACAUGUCAUUUAUGUUUAUAAUACUUUCUAUUUAUGUUGGAAGACAUUUAAAAUUGUAUACAGUCAAUA
Molecule: messenger RNA, 7897 nt
Organism: Ostrea edulis (European flat oyster)
Lineage: Eukaryota; Metazoa; Mollusca; Bivalvia; Ostreida; Ostreidae
Exons: 5
Coding region: 123-5969 (1948 amino acids)
Biological process (GO): siRNA processing
Cellular component (GO): nuclear RNA-directed RNA polymerase complex
Molecular function (GO): RNA-directed RNA polymerase activity
Source: RefSeq, a predicted model, not a curated record